AUGAGUGAUUUUAUUACUUUAAAAUCAUCGACCAUCGAAAACUCUUCAUUUGAAAUUGAGGGUACCGAGUUUCUUGAUCAAUCCUUGGUCAAAACAGGUUUAAAUAUUUGGUUUUCAGACACUUCAGAUAGCUUCCCAAACUAUACUUUUAAAACCUUUGGUUACCAAGAUGAUCUAUUGUUCUCUGAUCACAUAAACUCAAUUGAAAUGGGAUCAAUUGUACUGGUAAUUGCAAUCGGUGCAUUCCCAAAUCCGCCAAGCGAUGCUCUGUUUAGAUCUCUUAAAAAGAUCGGAUCUGGUCAAGUAAUAUCAAUCAAUGGAAGUGCCAACUAUUGUAUCAUUGGUGUGAAAGGUGAAGCUGUUGGUGAUGCUGUUGAAGCAUUUGGAAAUGGACAAUCCACCAAUGUAACUGUUUCGAGAAAUGUAAACCCAAUGAAUAUAGAUACCAGAUAUGUAUUGAUUAAACAAUUGACUUCUUCAAGUAUUAGUGUAACAUUCAACAAUACUGAUACUUUUGAAAGUGCUAUUGCCGAUGGUCUCACCGUUUGGACUUUUGGAGAGGAUUUAAAUAUGGAUGAUGUUCUGAUGGAUUCUAGUCAAGUUUAUUCCACCAACAGUUCUACAUCACAAUCAGACAGAUUAGAAAACUUCAUUCAAAGUCAAGAAGAUGGAAAAUUCAUUUUCAUUGUCAGUAAAGGUUCAGCAAAGACAAAUAUUUCAAGUGAACUUGCAAAUAUUCUUAAAUCUCAAUUGGGAAGUAAAUAUAUCGAUCAAUAUAUUUCAUCUUCUACAAAUGAUAAAUGGUUCAUUGUUGCAAGAAAGAAUUCAAAGUAUUCACUUUGUGAAUCAACUUCAAAAAUUGAACAAACCAAUAUUGGAUCAUUCUUUUGGACAUUCGAUAAUCCAAAUGAAAUCAUUGCGAAAUCAAAGGUUGAUCAAAGAAAUGUGAUGAUAUCUGCAUCAUCUUUCAAUCAAGGACUUCCAACAAGUGUUACCAAUAGAUAUUCUUUGAUUAUCGAUGAUCAAACAGCUCCAACUCCAACAUCUGGAACAUCUGGUUUUUUAAUGUAUAUUUUAAGUGAGAUUGAUAGUUCAAUCAAAUCAUACAAAUCAUACAACAUUAAGAGUACCGAUCCCACAACUGCUGUUGCAAUGAUGACUGAUAUUCAAAACAUUCAAAUUGGAGAUAUCGUUGUAAUCAUUGCAUCUCAACUUGAUUCGACUUUUGUGAUGACUUCUGAAUUGGCACAUAUGUUUGAAACAGUUGGAGCUCAAUAUUCACAUGAUUUGAUUGCUUUAUCAUCUUAUGUCAUUAUUGGAAGAAAAGGAUCAUCAACUGGUUCUGUUCCUGAAUUAUUUUCAAAGAAUGGACCGGUAUCUUUAUUUUCAAAUUUCUCAAAAGUAAUUGUUAAACCAUUUAUUCAUAUUGAAGCUAUUUCUAAAUCUGUAACAGGUGGAUAUUCUAAGUUUUUAAUAAAUUCUACAGAAGUUAAUGCCAAUAUUGCAAAUGGAAUCAAUGUCUUGACACUUGAUGAGAACAAUGGAAAUAUUAUCGAUUUCACAACAUUCGACACUGUCAAUCCAUCACCAAUGAUCAAUGGUUUACUUUCUACUAGUGGAACAUUUGUAACAGUUAAUUCAAGCCCUAGUUAUAAUUUUAAUACUGGUGCAUUUUCAGCAGCAGUAAGAUUCCAAACCACUUCAAUUGGUCCUAUUUUAUGUAGAAAGCCAUUUAAUGGUGGAACAAAUAAUGGUGGAUGGACAUUAGUUCUUGAAGCAAAUGGUGUUAUCAAUUUUAUGACUGAUAAUGGAGUUGGUUCUUAUAGAGUUCAAACAGGUCCAACAAAUGUUAUUGAUGCAGAUUGGCAUAAUAUUGUUAUUGUUAGAGGUGCAGCUGGUACUUUAUCUAUUUAUUUGGACGGAGUUAAAUUACCAGUAACAAUUUCAAAAACUAUAGAAACUCCUUUAAAUGUUGAUUCAAAUGCAUCAUUUGUGAUUUGUCAAAAUACUCAAAAACCAGGAACACAAUUCAUUGGAACAAUCAGUGAUGUUUCUCUUUGGAAUUCUGAUAUUUCACAAACAACAAUGAAGAUUGCUGCUAGUGGUCAAUUAACUGGAAAUGAACCCAAUUUAGUUGGAUAUUGGAAAUUAAAUUCAAAUCUAAAUGAUCUUUCCAAAGUCUCAAACACAGGAAAUGGUCAAAAUAUUACAUACACUCAAAUCGGAUCAACUCAAUCUGAACUAUUUGCAUCGAAAAUACAAGCAUUACAGAAUGGAAAAAUAGUUGCACUUUCAGUUCUUGGUGCUGCAAAUACAUAUCUUUCAAAGAGAGCAAAAGAUACUAUGGCAUUCUAUUUGAAUUCUGAAAGUGUUUACACUUAUACAAGUGGUAAUUCCUUUUGUAUGAUCAGUACAAUCUCACCAAAUUCAGAUCUUGAAUAUCUUUUAAUCAGUGAAUGUUUAUCGAAUUCAAGUUCUGAAACAUCAUGUAAUGUAAGAUUUCCAAUCAAAUCAUUGUUUGAUAAAGUUGUUGGAUAUAGUUUUUGUGUCACAUCUUAUGGAAAUCAAAAUACAUGUAAGAUAAUGAUUAAUGGUAAUCAUCCCACUGGAUCAGUUGGUGAAGGAUUAAAUGUUGUUACUGUCGACCCAGUGACAGGUUUAAUCUCUGAAAUUAAGAACUUUAAUACUCUUUCUGAUCCAACAGCUUGGUCAAACUUCUAUCAAUUUAUUUCAACUCUAAACAUUGGAGUUUAUAUUUGUGUUGGAAUCAAAUCUUCAAUGGGAACACCACUCACCGCCCUCGAUAAGAGAUAUAGGAAUAUGGCAUUCAAUAUGAUUGGUGGAUGUGCUUUCCACAACUCAAAUAUUGGUUCAUAUUCUUUGAUUGGUGCAAAAGGAAUAACAUCAGGUACUGGAACUGAAUCAUUCUCUGAUGGUGAUUCUCAAGUUUGUGUUUCAUCUUGGGAACCAAAAACUCCAUCAAAUCUAAGAGCAUCACAAUCCAUUUCCAAUUAUAGUUCUAUUCAUUCUGUUGGUCUAUUGGAUAAAUAUUAUCUUGUCAACAAUCCAGUUAGUAUGAUUCCAAAAUCAUAUGCAGUUGGUAAUGUAUAUGCAAGAGAACCAUCAUACAGUCUUUCAAACAAUAAUUUUGGAAGAGUUGUCAAAGCAUUGUUGGUCGCUGUUUCAUACAAGAACAGUCCAGCUGGAACCAUUCAGAAUUCAGAAAUUGAAAUCAGAGAACAUGCCAAUGUUUUGAUUCGUUGUGGAUUGAUUCUUCCUGAAAACAUCAAAAUCUUGAGUGAAAGUAAUACUCAACUUUCAAAAGAUGGAACAUUUGUUCAAGGUCCAAGUUCUCAUUGUAUUCAAAUGGAAAUCAAUGAUUGGUUGUUGAAAAAUAUUAAAACAGGAGAUACAAUCUAUUUUGUUUAUAAAGGAAGAUCAUUCACCAAUACUCCUUUUAACAAACAACCUGGAACUGUUUCCGAUUAUGGAUUAUGUUCUUUGAAUCAAGAUCUCACAGCAACAGACUAUUCAUUGAAUAGAUCAACAUUUCUUAAUUUAUUCUCAAAUGUUCCGACUGGUGUCAAUAUUUCAAUGCUCCUUGAUUGUUCAUAUGCAGUGGAUAUUGCAUCUAAAACAUUUAGUGGUGCUCCAAAUUCAAUUCAAUUCCAGAUUGCAGCAUUACUUGGAAGUGGAUCUGAUAUCAAGAUAAGACAAUUACAACAAGAUAUUAGUUUCUUAUCUUCAAUAUCAAAUAUUUUGAAGAAUAACUUUACAAGUAAUAAUAACAAUAAUAUUACAUAUAACAAUAUCAUAAAUGGUGUUAUCUCAACAAACAAAUAUCAAACUACACCAUUCUUUGUCAAUGGAUAUGCAGUGACUGAUGAUCAAACAUUCUUAUCACAAAUCAAAUCCAAUGUAUCGGAUAUCACAAUUGGUGAAGAUAUGGAUUCCAAUAUUUUGAAAAUCAAACAAUAUUCAAAGAAUAUCGAUGGAAUUGAAUAUUUUAGAUAUUCUGACAGUGAGAUCUCAGGUUGGAGUCAAGUUAAUGUCACUUUCAAUGUUUGGAAAGAACCAAUGCAUGAAUCGAUAAUUCCAUUCUAUGAAUACAAUUUGGAUAAUUCAAAUAUAUUCUAUUAUACAACCAAUUCUAAUCUUUCAGCAGAACAAGGUUGGAAUCAAACAUCAAUUAUUGGAUAUGUAUCAAACACCAAAGCAUCUGAUAAAAUUCAACUUUAUCAAUUCCACAGAGAUCAAAAACUAGGUGGAGGUUAUUUCUUCAGCACCAAUAGAAAUGAAUCUCCAAAUCACUUUAUCUUUGAUGGUCCAACCGUAUUUUUGCCACUAGUUUAA
Heterostelium album PN500 is the source of this 4353-nucleotide messenger RNA. RefSeq lists its product as uncharacterized. The coding region runs from base 1 to 4353 and encodes 1450 amino acids. The transcript has 2 exons. Lineage: Eukaryota; Evosea; Eumycetozoa; Acytosteliales; Acytosteliaceae. The record is from RefSeq and is a predicted model, not a curated record.